Coregonus clupeaformis (lake whitefish) is the source of this 1929-nucleotide messenger RNA. Its product is annotated as actin-related protein 2/3 complex subunit 1A. Lineage: Eukaryota; Metazoa; Chordata; Actinopteri; Salmoniformes; Salmonidae. Gene Ontology annotation, molecular function: actin filament binding. Gene Ontology annotation, cellular component: Arp2/3 protein complex; actin cytoskeleton. Gene Ontology annotation, biological process: Arp2/3 complex-mediated actin nucleation. The record is from RefSeq and is a predicted model, not a curated record.
GCUUGGCUGACAUCCCCAUCCCAUCUGAAUGUAGCUGGAAGCUAAGCUUCCUUGGUUCGACUCCCGACAUUCCUGGACGGAUUCGUGUCGACUGCCCAGAGUCCGCGAAUUCAAGUCCGUUCCGCUGUCUCCCCAACGUCAUCAUCAAUCUAUCGUUUCCGAAUAAAUAAAUAAAUAAAUAAAUAAAGGACCAGCGAGAAGACUGCUCUGUCAAAAACCAAGCCGGUGACCAGUGAGAGACUGACCGCACCCGACUCCAACCAACAUGUCACUGCACCAGUUUCUGCUCGAACCCAUCACCUGUCACGCCUGGAACCGGGACAGAACCCAGAUUGCCAUCAGUCCCAACAACCAUGAGGUCCACAUCUAUCAGAAGAGUGGUAACCAGUGGGUGAAGGGUCAUGAGCUGAAGGAACACAAUGGACACAUCACAGGUAUCGACUGGGCUCCUAAGUCUGACCGUAUCGUGACGUGUGGGGCGGACCGCAACGCCUACGUCUGGUCUCUGAAGGACGGGGUCUGGAAGCCCACUCUGGUUAUCCUGAGGAUCAACAGGGCUGCUACCUUCGUCAAGUGGUCUCCUCUGGAGAAUAAGUUUGCUGUGGGCAGUGGAGCCAGGCUCAUAUCAGUCUGUUACUUCGAGUCUGAUAACGACUGGUGGGUGAGUAAGCACAUCAAGAAGCCAAUCCGUUCCACCGUCCUCAGUCUGGACUGGCAUCCCAACAACGUGCUGCUGGCGGCUGGAUCCUGUGACUUCAAAUGCAGGGUGUUCUCGGCCUACAUCAAGGAAGUAGAGGAGAAGCCCGGUCCGACCCCCUGGGGGUCCAAGAUGCCUUUUGGGGCGGUGCUGGCUGAGUUUGGGGGUGCGGGGGGAGGAGGAUGGGUCCACUCUGUGUCCUUCUCCUCCUCUGGUAACAGGCUGGCCUGGGUCUCACACGACUCCACUGUUACUGUGGUGGACGGCACCAAGGGAUCCACUCCGUCUCAGUUGAAGACUGAGUUCCUCCCUCUGCUCAGUGUUCUCUUCAUCUCUGAGAACAGCGUGGUGGCAGCGGGUCACGACUGUUGCCCCAUGCUGUUCCGUUGUGAUGACGGAGGGUCCCUAACGCUUGUCUCUAAGCUGGACCUUCCUAAAGCUUCCAUCACUAGAAACAUCUCGGCUAUGGAACGCUUCAGAAACAUGGACAAGCGGGCCACCACAGAGGACCGCAACACAGGCCUGGAUACACUGCACCAGAACUCCAUCACUCAAGUCUCUAUCUAUGAGGGAGACAAGAGGGACUGUCGUAAGUUCUGCACCACGGGCAUCGAUGGAGCCAUGACCAUCUGGGACUUCAAGAGUCUGGAGGCUUCCAUCCAGGGGCUGAGGAUCAUGUGACGGGCCAGCUAAACCCCGCCCCCCCUCCAAGCAGCCAGUAACAGUCUGACCACGCUAAAGUGUCUGAUUUAAAAAGCACUGACUACACACACACGCCACACACACACACACACACACUCUCUCUCUCUGAGCUGACGUGACAUUACUGUUGAUUGUUUGUUUAUGUAAAUGAAGGCUGGGGUCAGAGGUGAACUUGACGACCCCGUGAUGUACCGUUCCACGUCAGUGGGUUUUUAUUUUAUUUGAUAAUAAUAACAGGUAUGGUGUUUAUCUCUGAAGUGACUACGGCUCCACAACACUAAGUUACCAUUGAAGGAUGUGCUGUGUGGUGCUACGAUGCCCCAAAUAGCACCCUGUUCCCUAAUAUAGUGCACUAGUUUUGACCAGAGCCAUAUAGCGGGGGUCCUCUGUGUUGUGUCUCAAUGGGCCCUGGUCAAAACGUGUUUACUCCAAAGGAGUAGGGUGCUAUUUGGGAUGGAUCCUGUGUAAUAAUGAUGGAGGAUGUAUCUAAUUCAGCUGCAGAAUAAAUAAAAAAAACUACUUCCACUUCA